AUUAGCGCGCGCAGAGACCGAGCGAGUGCGGGAGGAGGGAGGAGCACCCGGGCACAGAUGAGCGCGCAAGGAAAAGAAGCGGCCAGAGCAGCCGAGAGCUUUUAAGGGAUUUGCCGCUCAUUUGGAGAAUCUCACUGCUAGGAGAUUGCACGCCCCCCCCCCCCCUCGCCCCUCUCAACUCCUGCCCCACACUUUUCCUCGGCUCUGCCUAAAGGCUGAAGAGUCAUUUGGGGUCUGCUGGAUCACCAUUAAGCGUUUUUCGGUCUUGUCACUUAGGGGGAGUGAAAUGAUCAAGGAUCUAUUUCAGGUGUGCGCAGGAGAGCCUUGCCUCUGAAAUCCAGUCCCGCCUUCAAGCCAAUAUGGCUACGAGCACCUGCGAGGGAUAAAAUCCACCCUGGUCCAGAAGGUGGUGAAGAAUGUGCAGGUGAGUGGCGCGCCCGUGACCCCCCCCCAACGCUUCCCCUCCGGCAUCGCUCUGCAUAUGUGCUGCAAAGGUGUCACACGAGUGUUUGACUGCUGUGUUGCAUACCGCCGAGUGGAUGGAUCGUCUUAUGAAGCACAUCGCGCUGGCGAGCAAAGUGCAUUUGAUGCAGCCGAAAACGUUGUUGCGCUCCUAAACUAGAAAUAGGAUUUGAAAACAAAUUUCGGACCUCGGGUCUACGCUCUUUCUGUUUUGUAAAUCGUUGACCGCCGCGCGCUCUUCUGCAUGGUAUACUUGCUGGAUGCAAGCUGCGUGUGUUUCAGAUACCGUAUGGGGACAAUUCUGCUUAGGGGCUAGCGCGUUCAUAAAGCACGCUCCGCACCCAUUUCAAGCAUUCAACGAUGGUGAAAUGAGACAAACUAAUAAAGUCGCACGUCGGCGGCGCGCAGAGCUGCUGUCCAACUCGCCCGCGAGUGUCGUUGGGCACACGAAAGAGAGUCAGAGCCUCGUUUGCCAAUCAAUCGCAUUCAAUGUCCAAAGGUACAACCUUUGCUUUUAUUGUGGUGUCAAACCGCAGUCGGUAUUUGUCAGGAAAGACAUCGAAAUGAAACAUGUUUCCUACAUGAUUGACCUCUGUCGAUGGAGAGAAAAACUGGAGAGAACCCCCCCCCCCUGAUGUUGCCACUUUAUCAAGUUUUGGAUCUCAGCAGCCUGCAUCAGUGAAACUAGUCAAAAAUUGAUCGAGUCGCGCAUUGGAAAAGUGCACCAAAAAAAACAAACCAAAUGUGAGAUGAUGAGAUGAUGAGAUGAUGGCUGGGCCUUCAAGUGUGUGUGUGCGCGUGCGUGUGUCUGAGCCCCACAGGCGUGAAAGGUAGAAGGGCGGGCGCGGCGCCUCAAGUCCCUCUCCGCCGGCCGGCGUCAUGACGUCCCGUCACGGCAGCUGGCUGGGGAAAUGGUCCCGAGUGCUAUGGCUGCUGUGGCUGGGCACCCUUCCGGCUUCGCGGGCCCAACGGGGCAUCCAGCCCCAAUCUCUGAAAAUCGAGGGGGACAUCACCCUGGGGGGGCUGUUCCCCGUCCACUCCCGAGGCCCGGCGGGGGUGCCCUGCGGAGACGUCAAAAGGGAGAAGGGAAUCCACCGUUUGGAAGCCAUGCUGUACGCCCUGGACCAGAUCAACGGCGACCCGGACCUGCUGCCCAACAUCACGCUGGGAGCCCGGAUCCUGGACACCUGCUCCAGGGACACCUACGCCUUGGAGCAGUCGCUGACUUUUGUCCAAGCCCUCAUUCAAAAGGACACGUCGGACGUGCGCUGCUCCAACGGGGAGCCUCCCAUCCUCCCCAAACCGGAGAGGGUGGUGGGCGUCAUCGGGGCCUCCGGCAGCUCCGUGUCCAUCAUGGUGGCCAACGUGCUUCGCCUCUUCUCGAUCCCCCAAAUCAGCUACGCCUCCACUGCGCCGGAGCUGAGCGAUAAUAGUCGAUACGAGUUCUUCUCCCGUGUGGUACCUCCUGAUUCUUACCAGGCCCAGGCCAUGGUGGACAUCGUGAAAGCCAUGGGCUGGAACUACGUCUCGACACUCGCGUCAGAAGGCAACUAUGGAGAGAGCGGAGUUGAUGCUUUCCUCCAAAUAUCCAGAGAAGCAGGGGGGCUGUGCAUCGCACAGUCCAUCAGAAUCCCUCGAGAGCCCAGACCCGGGGAGUUCGAAAAGAUCAUCAAGAGACUGAUGGAGACGUCCAACGCUCGCGGGGUCAUCAUCUUUGCCAACGAGGACGACAUCAACUGGGGGGCCAAGAACUCCCCCAUCCAAGACCAGGAGGAGGUGGCGGAGGGCGCCGUCACCAUCUUGCCCAAAAGAGCCUCGAUUGACGGAUUCGACCAGUACUUCACGUCCAGAUCUCUGGAAAACAACAGGAGAAACAUUUGGUUCGCCGAAUUUUGGGAGGACGACUUCAAGUGCAAACUAACGCGGCCCGGCGUCAAAGAUGAGGCCGACAGAAGAAAAUGUACAGGUGAGGAAAGGAUCAGUCGAGACUCCCAGUACGAACAGGAGGGCAAGGUGCAGUUUGUCAUCGACGCGGUGUACGCCAUGGCGCACGCCUUACACAGCAUGCACGGCGACCUGUGUCCCGGCUCCGUGGGCGUUUGCGACAAGAUGGACCCCGUGGAGGGGCGGAUGCUGCUCCAAUACAUUCGCUCCGUCAAUUUCAACGGAAGCGCGGGAACGGGCGUGAUGUUCAACGAGAACGGCGACGCGCCCGGCCGAUAUGACAUCUUCCAGUACCAGCUUUCCAACGUCAGCAACCCCGGCUACAAAGACAUCGGCCAAUGGACCAACCACCUCCGACUCGACCCGGAGGAGAUGCGGUGGUCGGGCGGCGAGCGCAAGAUCCCCGAUUCGGUGUGCAGCUUCCCGUGCGAGCCCGGCGAGAGGAAGAAGAUGGUGAAGGGCGUCCCCUGCUGCUGGCACUGCGAGCUCUGCGACGGCUACCAGUACCUCCUGGACGAGUUCAGCUGCGACGUGUGCCCGUUCGACAUGAGACCACUGAGGAACCGCAGCGGGUGCCGGCCCACGCCCAUCGUCAAGCUGGAGUGGAGUUCCCCCUGGGCCGUCAUCCCCGUCUUCCUGGCCAUCCUGGGCAUCCUGGCCACCACCGGCGUGAUCGGCACCUUCGUCCGCUUCAACGACACGCCCAUCGUCCGAGCCUCCGGCAGGGAGCUGAGCUACGUGCUGCUGACGGGCAUCUUCCUCAUCUACCUGAUCACCUUCCUCAUGAUCGCCGAGCCCAGCGUGGCGGUCUGCGCCUUGCGCAGGCUGCUCCUGGGCCUCGGGAUGUGCAUCACCUACGCCGCCAUGCUGACCAAAACCAACCGCAUCUACCGCAUCUUUGAGCAGGGCAAGAAAUCGGUCACGCCUCCAAAGUUCAUCAGCCCCACCUCUCAGCUCGUCAUCACCUUCGUUCUGAUCUCGGUGCAGGUCCUCGGCGUGUUCGUUUGGUUCGGCGCGGCGCCACCUCACGCCAUCAUCGACUACGAGGAGCAGAAGCCUCCCAAUCCCGAGUUUGCCCGGGGGGUCCUCAAGUGCGACAUGUCCGAUCUGUCCCUCAUCCUGUGUCUGAGCUACAGCAUCGUCCUGAUGAUCACCUGCACGGUGUACGCCGUCAAGAGCAGAGGAGUUCCCGAGACCUUCAACGAGGCCAAGCCCAUCGGCUUCACCAUGUACACCACCUGCAUCAUCUGGCUGGCCUUUGUGCCCAUCUUCUUCGGCACCGCGCAGUCCACCGAGAAGAUGUUUAUCCAGACCACCACUCUGACCGUGUCCAUGAGCCUGAGUGCCACGGUGUCGCUGGGCAUGCUGUACAUCCCCAAAGUCUACGUGAUCAUCUUCCAUCCGGAGCAGAACGUCCAGAAGCGAAAGCGCAGCUUCAAAGCCGUGGCGCAGGCGGCCACCGUUUCUACGCACCUCUCGCAGAAAUCUAACGACAAACAGAACGGCGAGUCCAAGGUUGAGCCGGACAGAUCGCAGUAAAGGAGACUCAAAUGAGACAAUCGUGACAUCACAAGCGCCCUUACUGACAUGAUUGACGCAACGGAGGACAAACGAGCGUCGAUCUGACCGGUGUUCUUCCUCUUGCUUUUUCGCGAUGGCACCAGCAAUGUCCCUGGAUUUCUGUCUUCUACAUCGGGGGUGCCCAACCGCCGGGCCGCGGACCGGUACCGGUCCUCGGGGCGUUUGGUAUCCGGCCGCACAAUAAGAACCUACAUUAAUUCCGUCCCAUUUAUUUUGAAAGACGACAGAUGUUUUAUUUUGAAAAAUUACCGCAUUCUCCGUUACAUCCGGCCACUUCACUUGACACACGUCAAACCAUGCUUCUCCGUCACGUGACCGAUUACGCUAAUAACAAAACACCUGAGAUUGCUAAAUGAUUAAAAUGAACCGCUGGAGAUCGCAAAUGACGGCGGCCUCAAAACUCUGCCGGUGUUCUGGAUUCAAGUUAUGGCUGAACACUCUGAGAUGGCCACAAUAGCACUGUUGCCACUUCCGACAUGCUACCUGUGUUGAGGCGGCGAUGGGGGGUUUUGUGCAGCGACGGCGACUAAAUCGACAUGAAGCACACACUUCAGGUGUCAUUGUCUCCUUUUACCCCGAGAUGGGACCGCCCGCCUGCAGAAAAUCAAGCUCGGCGCUCGCACUGAUUCAGCAUUGUGGUGAGUUGAGAUUUUCAUGCACUUUGAAUUUAUGUUGUAUCGUAUUUUGAAGGCAUUAAGACCGGAGCGAUCAGUGUUGCGGCCAAAUUGGACGCUCCUCGUGUUUUUCUCGCUCCCCCCGUGUUCAUGCAGCUCUUAGCGUAUUAUUUUGUAGUAUUUAUCCACCACAUCUUAAAUGCCGGUCCGUGAAAAAAAAAUUGUCUGACAUAAACCGGUCCGUGGGGCAAAAAAGGUCGGGGACCCCUGGUCUACAUAACUCGCGCGGACUGAAGCACAAAAAGACAUUGAGGAGCUCACCUUGAUGAAAAUGA
Messenger RNA from Hippocampus zosterae (dwarf seahorse), 4936 nucleotides. RefSeq names its product glutamate receptor, metabotropic 6b (gene grm6b). Gene Ontology annotation, cellular component: membrane. Lineage: Eukaryota; Metazoa; Chordata; Actinopteri; Syngnathiformes; Syngnathidae. The record is from RefSeq and is a predicted model, not a curated record. Gene Ontology annotation, molecular function: adenylate cyclase inhibiting G protein-coupled glutamate receptor activity. The transcript has 10 exons. The coding region runs from base 1342 to 3945 and encodes 867 amino acids. Gene Ontology annotation, biological process: regulation of synaptic transmission, glutamatergic; G protein-coupled glutamate receptor signaling pathway.